CGUCCUCUUCUUCUUCUCCCGUUCCCAGAAGCCGUUGGAUAUCCGUGCCCCCUCCCCCAGCUCCGUAGCCGUUUUGGCUCAAGUCACUCUUGGUCAAACGUUUCCAUGUCCUGACUAUUGAACGUUUUCAAUGGCGGGCGCAUCGCUGCGCGUCCUGCUCUGUGCCCUGCUGGCGCUCGCGUGCGAAGGCCAGCUCGAUGACGCCGUGGGCAUGGUCCAGGCCGCGCUGGAGUGGCCCACGCUGGGCGCAAGCCGCGCCUUGGGCGCCACCCACGCUGCGCAGCGCGGCAGGGUCCGAUCGAAGGCGAGCACAGAGGCCGUGGACAAGCUCAUGAGAGAGGCCCGGGAGAAGAGCAGGAGGAAGAGGACGCCCUCCUUCCAGUUCAGCCACUCCCCCAAGGAGGCCAGCACCGGGAAAACGGGGGAGGCCAGCGCCCAGAAGGCCGUAGAGGUCGGCGCCAACGCGAAGGAGGCAGAGGCCAGCACCGAAUGGAGCAGCCAGAGCUACAUCAUCGAGAAGACGGCAGUGGCCAGCACCCGGGAGGCCUCCGAGAGCGGUGCCGCCAGGAAGGGAGCAGAGGCCACCAUCACGAAGGCCAGCCAGAGCGACACUGAGGAGAAGCAGUCUGGGGCCCGUGCCCAAGUUGAGGCCACAAUCACAGAGGCCAGCGGGAGCGGCACCGCGGUGCAGGAGGCAGAGGCCACCGUCAUCGAGGACAACGACAGCGGCACCGCCGGGAGAGGAGCGGAAGCCAGCAAUGCCGACGCUGCUGGGAAGAGGGCGGAGGCCGCCGCCGUGGAGGCAGCGGGAAGCAGUGGGAAGCAGGCAGAGGCAACUGGCAGCCAGGCCGCCGGGGAGAGAGCCGAAGACACCCAGCAGGCCGCCACUGUCAGCGGGAGCGGCGCCGUCGCGAGUGGGACCGUGGGCCACUGGGCUCAGCAGAUGCACCAGGCUGGUUUUGCCAACUGGCUGGACUAUAAUGCCCACAAGAGGGAGACCAAGAAGAAGUUCGAGGCCCUCGGCAGCUAUUUCUCCAGCAGAGAGGAGGACGAUGCGGCGGCGACAGUGAACGGGCUGGCUUGGCCGGCCCAUGCGCCGAUGCCCAAGCCAGCGCUCAUCACCAUGCUGAACAGGGCGCGCCUUGGCAACCGCCUCUUCCAGUGGGCGGCUCUGCUGUCCAUCACGAAGGAGGCCGGCGCGCGUGCCGCAGCCCCUCACAACGAGAGGUACAAACCUGGCGCGAUCCCACAGCUUGACAACCUGGAGGAGCUCAUCUGGUCGAGCGAGGACAUGGACUGGCUGAACACACAAGAUCAUAAGUGCCACAUGUGGGACUUCGGCUGGCCCCUGAAGCUCGACUAUGACCUCGGGAACCUAUCCAACUGGACGCUCUCGGGCGUGUCUAAGGGCGAGUUGCACAUCCAAUCUGCCCUAGAGCCGCGGAAGGGCAUGAACUGGGCGCGCGUGUGGGCGGACGCGAUCCUGACCACGCCAACCCCCAGCCCCUGCUCGGUCGUCGAGCUGGACGGAUUCUGGCAGCGACCAGAGUUUUUCGUGCACCACCUCAACUGGCUUCGGCCGACCUUCUGGAACGCAGAGGUCGCUGGCCAGGCCAGGCACAUCCUGGACAGCUGGCUCGAGAAGACGGGCCCGGCGGGCGCAGUCGUGGGCAUCCACCUGCGGCUGGGGGACUACAUCGGCAUGGGCAGGAAUUUGGACAUGGACUACUACAGGAACGGGCUGCUGGAGGUGAAGCGGCACCGCAACGUGGACGAGCUCACGUGCGUCAUAUUCUCGGACGACAUCCACCUGGCCUCAAACGUCAGCCUGGAGCUGGAAUCGUGCACGAAGCGCAUCCCCGUAUACCCGUGCAGGGAGCUCGGGAAGGAGUACCAUUGUAAGCGUGCCGAGAGAGUCGUCAAUGACAGAGUGAGCUUCUACAUGAUGAGCCAGCUGCCCAACAUCAUCCU
Prorocentrum cordatum is the source of this 1971-nucleotide messenger RNA. The record is from the annotation of a GenBank genome assembly. NCBI's taxonomy places the organism in Eukaryota, Dinophyceae, Prorocentrales, Prorocentraceae.